Molecule: messenger RNA, 744 nt
Organism: Notothenia coriiceps (black rockcod)
Lineage: Eukaryota; Metazoa; Chordata; Actinopteri; Perciformes; Nototheniidae
Product: collagen alpha-3(IX) chain
Exons: 6
Coding region: 1-744 (247 amino acids)
Biological process (GO): extracellular matrix organization
Molecular function (GO): extracellular matrix structural constituent conferring tensile strength
Source: RefSeq, a predicted model, not a curated record
AUGUAUAUGAGAAGGGACACUCUGAUAAGCUACCUAGAUAUUAGGGUUGGAGACAGGGGGGGGCCGGGUCUUCAGGGGGGACGGGGGAAGCGCGGCCCCGCCGGCCCAUCUGGACGUGCAGGUCCUGUCGGAGUCAAGGGGGUUCGAGGUGAAGGAGGACUUGAUGGCUUCCAGGGUCCCCGGGGUCCACCCGGCCCGACCCUCUCAGCUCAACACGUCAUCGAGGUUUGUAAGAAAGUGGUCCUGGUGCAGAUGUCCACCUUUGCCAACUCAGUGAAGAGGACGUGUGCUGCGGUUUGUCCUCUGUAUGGGGACGUCCCCAUGGGUGCCCCUGGUCCCACAGGACAGGAAGGACCCCCUGGACCUAAUGGUGACCCUGGUAAUGACGGUGUUGACGGAGAACUGGGUCUGCCGGGAUUCUACGGAGAGGCCGGGGAUCUUGGCCGAAAAGGAGAAACAGGUGACAGAGGAGAGCAAGGUGAUAAAGGACCCAAGGGUUACGGCCUGCCCGGAUACUUUGGAGACCAGGGACCAAAGGGUCAGCGUGGACGUACCGGCAGAGCCUUUAACGGGCAGCCAGGACAGCAGGGGGAGAGGGGCCACGGGGGCCGGCCGGGCCUCAGGGGCCACGCAGGUCUCAGAGGAGCUCCAGGAGCUUGUCUCACCUCUGGGUGUGCUGCUGAGUCUAACUCCAACAGAGAGACACCUCGACCUGCGGCGCGGAGGCUGAGGAAUCGCCAGUAG